This is a messenger RNA of Fulvia fulva, 1110 nucleotides long. RefSeq lists its product as uncharacterized. NCBI's taxonomy places the organism in Eukaryota, Fungi, Ascomycota, Dothideomycetes, Mycosphaerellales, Mycosphaerellaceae. The transcript is spliced from 2 exons. The record is from RefSeq and is a predicted model, not a curated record. Bases 1 to 1110 code for a protein of 369 amino acids.
AUGCGCACCUACACUCUGGCAACAGCCUUCCUGGCAGGCUGCGCACUCGCAACUCCAGUCCCACAAGACCUCGACUGGGACGCCAUCGAGUCCCUGGAUCCAAUCGAGACUCCUUCAAUCCCAGUCGUCGACGCCAAGGCUGCAGAGACAACUAUGGCCUACGUCUCGGCGGCAGCCGCGUCUGCUGUAGCAUCUGCAGUGGCAGCAAGCCCAGAAGACAGCACCAUCACCAUCGCAGGUCGUGGUAUCGCUGAAGCAGUACCGAGGAACAACGCCAACUGCACUCGACAGCCUGCUGCGAAUGAUACCCCGAAAAACUUCUCGGCCAGAUAUUCAUCUAAUGCCACAGAGGUCUCGGGCUACACGACGGCGUACUUCAACCGCAAUGGCUCCAGUGAGGGUGUAUACGGUUACAUGGGCUACUCCGUCCUUGACACCUACAACCCAAGUCAGUGUGCGGAACGCUGCAAUGCCAACAAGGGAUGUUCAUCGUUCAACAUCUACUAUGAACGCGACCCCAGCGUCACUCCAAAGGACGGAUGCAGCAACCCACCUUCAACCGUGGUGAUCAAGUGUGUAUACUACGGCGGCCCAGUCACCCCACAGUCCGCCACCAACGUGGGCCAAUACCAGGGCGACUUCCACGUCGUGAUCGCCGGCAGCAAUGGAUACGUCCGCAAAUCCAUCGCCACACCAGACGGCUACUCAGGCCUUACCGCACUCGGUAACGGCGCCAUCCAGGCUCCUCUCGACUGCAAUGGCAAGGACACCUACAUGGGCGUGAAGAUUUUCCAAGGCAAGCCUUUCGACACCGGACUCUGCGCCGCCGCCUGCACUGCCCAGAGCAAGUACAACCGCGAGCACCCGGGCAAGAACGGAUACUUCCAGACUUGCCAGUUCUUCAACACCUAUGUCCUUUACAAUGGUACUACCGCUGUUGGCCAGUACUGCUCGCUGUACAAUGAGACUUGGCCAGCUAGCUUUGCGACCAAUGUCGGACAGUGGAGAGGCAAGGAUUACUUCAGUAUUGGAUAUUCGUACUCUUUCUCGAACAGCACUGGUGGUGUUGAUAAGCCGACCGGAUGCAACAACCCAACUUCGCCAAAGUAG